This is a messenger RNA of Debaryomyces tyrocola, 324 nucleotides long. The record is from the annotation of a GenBank genome assembly. NCBI's taxonomy places the organism in Eukaryota, Fungi, Ascomycota, Pichiomycetes, Serinales, Debaryomycetaceae.
AUGGUUCCGUCGUUGUUCUUUGCUGUGAUGAUAGUACUUCGUGUUGGGUUACCAAGAACCCCUGAAAUGUUUUUCAUCGUGUUCCUUAUAGGCGUUAUAUCGGUUAAUUGUGGCGAAUCUUUAGGAAUAAUAGUGACAAGCCUUUUCAAGUAUUUGGGAUUAGCUAAACAUAUUGUCGUUUGCUGUUAUUCCCGGUGUAUUUAUGGGCGGCACUUUGUCUUUGCAUAUCCAAUAGAAAUAUGCCGUGGGAAUACGUGCCAAGUUAGAUUCCGAGAAUCAAAUAUUCGAUUAUACUUUGGACGGUUGUACCUUAGAUUCGAGUGA